Messenger RNA from Canariomyces notabilis, 1782 nucleotides. Its product is annotated as MFS general substrate transporter. The record is from RefSeq and is a predicted model, not a curated record. Bases 1 to 1782 code for a protein of 593 amino acids. Gene Ontology annotation, cellular component: plasma membrane. Gene Ontology annotation, molecular function: transmembrane transporter activity. The transcript is spliced from 4 exons. Gene Ontology annotation, biological process: transmembrane transport. Lineage: Eukaryota; Fungi; Ascomycota; Sordariomycetes; Sordariales; Chaetomiaceae.
AUGGACAAAGCAAGUAUAUCACCCCAGCCCAUCUUCGUCCUGAGCACGACAAGCUUGUCCGACAUCGACAAAGCAUCGGCCACCGGAGAGCAAACAGAUGGGGACGUUGGGUCCGCGAUCCCUACUAUCGAGACAUCAGUUGAAGAUAUGAACAACGAGAAACCAAACUCCCUGGCUCGGCAGCCAACGGCCACCUCUAAAUCUGGGCAGAGGAUACAGCAGGUGCAAACCCGAGAGGAUGGGGCCGAAUAUCCUACCGGCAUGACGCUCAGCCUGAUCGUGCUUGCUUUGUGUCUCAGUGUCUUCACAAUGGCCCUGGACAACUCCAUCAUCGCCACUGCCAUUCCCAAGAUCACAGAUCAGUUCCAGAGUCUUCCCGAUGUUGGUUGGUACGGUAGUGCUUAUCUACUCACGACCGCCGCGCUUCAACUGCUCUUUGGCAGAUUCUACACCUUCUUCAGCAUCAAAUGGGUCUAUCUUCUUGCCAUCUUCAUCUUUGAGGUCGGCAGCCUGAUCUGUGCCGUGGCCAACAACAGCGUCACUCUGAUCAUCGGGCGUGCCGUGGCCGGCGUCGGCGCAGCGGGCAUCUUCUCGGGCGCUUUGACAAUCCUGGCCUACUCGGUGCCUCUUAGCAAGCGCCCCAUCUACACCGGAGCAAUCGGCAGCAUGUACGGGCUGGCGUCCAUCUCAGGGCCACUAAUGGGCGGUGCAUUCACGGACCACGUUACAUGGCGGUGGUGUUUCUGGAUCAACCUGCCCGUCGGCGCCGUGACCAUGAUCGUCAUCCUCAUCUUCUUCCCGGACCCCAAGCGCCAGCUCCGCAACCAGGACGACACGCUCCGGCAACGCGUCAUGAGAUUCGACCCCUUUGGGUCGGCCGUCUUCAUGCCCGCCAUCAUCUGCCUGCUCCUCGCUCUGCAGUGGGGCGGCACCACGUAUCCCUGGAACAACUGGCGCAUCAUCCUCCUCUUCUGCCUCUUUGGCGUGCUGAUCAUCAUCUUCGUCUUCGUGCAGUACAAGCAGCAGGACAUGGCCACGGUGCCGCCUCGCAUCUUCCUCAAGCGCAGCGUCUGGUCCUCGGGCUUCUUCAUCCUGUGCAUCGGCGGCGCCUUCCUCGGAUCCGCCUACUACCUGCCCAUCUGGUUCCAGUCGGUCAAAGACGCCAGCGCCGUUGGCUCGGGCAUCAUGAACCUCCCCGCGCUGGUGGCCGUGGUGCUGGCGUCGGUCAUCGCCGGCGCGGCCGUCACCAUGUGGGGGUACUACACGCCCUUCAUGAUCGCGGGCAGCGUGCUGGCGUCGAUCGGAUACGGCCUCACGACAACCUUCACCCCGGACACGGGCAGCGGGGCCUGGAUCGGCUACCAGAUCCUCCUGGGCGCGGGAAUCGGCAUCGGCUUCCAGCAGCCGCUGAUCGCGGUGCAGACGGUGCUCGACAUUGACGACGUGCCCACGGGCGCGUCGCUGACGAUUUUCCUGCAGACGCUCGGCGGCGCCCUGUUCGUCGCCGUCUCGCAAAACGUCUUUGCCAACAAGCUGGUCGAGUACGUCGCUGCCUACGUGCCUGAGAUCCCGGACCCGACCUUCGUCCUCGGCCUGGGCGCCACGCGCGUGCAGGAAGUGGUCGACCCGGCCUUUUUGCCGGGGGUGACGCUGGCCUUCAACAAUGCGCUGACGCAGACCUUUAUGGUCUUUGCUGGCCUCUCGGCCGUGAGCAUACUCGGCGCUAUGUUUGUUGAGUGGAAGAGCGUCAAGGGGAAGCCCAUGGAGUUCGCGGCUGCAUGA